This is a messenger RNA of Nannochloropsis gaditana CCMP526, 3405 nucleotides long. RefSeq lists its product as uncharacterized. The record is from RefSeq and is a predicted model, not a curated record. The transcript has a single exon. The annotation marks the transcript as partial. Gene Ontology annotation, molecular function: nucleotide binding.
CCAGGGGGCUAAGCUUCAGAGAAGGCGCGCACUGCUGCCUAUCCCUCUCAUCCAGAGCAAGACGGUGGAGCGCCUGGGCGCCGUCACCAUGCUGGGAGUGAUAGACGAUGAGUUGCUUGUCUCCGAUACCUCGUCUCCUGAAGCGGUCUUUCUUUUGAACUCGAAAAAAACGCAGGAAACGUCCACGUCUACGGUGCUGCAGAUGGUCCGCGAACCACUCCUUGAUCCUCCCCCUGAGAUCCUCCCUGCCACGACCCUGCCUACCGUCAAAUUUGAGGAUCCUGGGUGGACACAGCACUUGGCCUCCUUGAAACCUGUGGGUUUCUGCAGCUUGGCAUUGGUGGAAGCAGAGGCGCGGAGGGGAGUGAGUCUGCGCGAUCACGCGAGGGGCGGGUGCCCGGGACUGGUCGACCCUGGCCAAGCACUUGUCGAUUUCGUCCUUGAAGACGCGCCCUGUCAUCGGAGGGCGUACCUAGCGCAGCUCGCACAUGGUAUCGGCUUUUCUGCAUCAGAUGAUUUGCGGCCGUUUUUCAAAAGACGCGGUCGCCUUCAGGUCGUCGCGUCGCAUCGGGUGGAAGAGCAGACAAGCGAGGAUAAUCGUGCGUCUUCCUUGGAGGAAACGCGCUCCCGGGGAACGCUCCAGCCGUACAUGACGUCGGCUGUGUGGGAAGAUGUACGGCGACGAGGCGGUACGGGUGAUGAGGCUGAUUUUGAUGCGAGCGCGGUUGCAAGCUCGGGCGGUAUGCAGCUUUUUUCGGAGGGGGCGCCCACACCGGCUCUGUCGAGGUGCGUCGACUACUGGAACGGCAAGGUGAUCUCGAAUCUCACCACGGAGGAUCGCCGCCUCAUUAUCUCCACAUGGAAGGCUUGGGCGCUGGACGGCUUUCACGUCGUGUGCCUUUCCUAUACACCACUGCCGCAUCACCAACGGGGGUUGUUUGCGCGAGGACAGGUCGAAGACCCACCCACAUAUCUUGUGGACGACUACCAUCGAUUUGAUGAAAUGGCGCACGUAGAUGCAGUUCAGGAGGAAGCUAUGACUGAGAGCGAGGCAAAAAUGAGCCCGCACGGUCCCACAGGUGUGCAAGAAGACGAUGAAAUCGAAAAAGAUCGGCCCAAUCCUUGGGAGGAUCGAGUCGAUGAUGCAGCGCGAUGGGCAGAAAGGGCUAUUCUUUCAAAAACGAGGCCGCCGCAGUACACUCCUGAGUCGCCUUCUGAAUACAUCGGAGCAUCCCAGAACGUUCAAUCGCCUCUGCCGAGCUCGAAAGACCAGCAUGGUCACAAAAUUGACAGGGACACAGAGACUGGCGCCCUCAGAGACUUUCCACACGUGAGCAUCAGCAUGCCGGACCUUCUUCGGGGAAGUACAGAGCCUACUCCUCUAGCUGGGACGGAAAACUUGUCUUCAGCGAACAUUAAGGUCAGUUACGGUUGUGCAAGUGAGAUAAGAAAUGCGAGCAAGCGUCGUAAGGGAGGCGGAGUAAAGGCUGAAGCUACUUUUGACAGUCAGGCUCGAGAAGAUGGAUUGCUGUGGAUCUUACUCCGGCGACAAGUGUUCCUGGGACUGGUCGCAUCAAGCGUCCUGCCUCGCGAUGAGAUGCCCGGAUUUGUGGAGGAAAUGAUGGCCUCCGGGGUCCGCUUCUUAUUUUUCAGUCCGCGGAACAUGCGACGCUCCAAGAAGCUUGCUGAGCAGAUGGGGAUUACCAUGGACUGGAAUGCUGCAAUUUCCUUGCGCCCGUCCGUUGUGACUGUCCCCAAAAGCCAUCUAAUCGUAGGUCGCGGCGACGUGUAUGGUGACUGGGCAAUUAAAAGUCGUCUCCCUCACGGAUGCGCCGCCAUUCGCGAGCACCUGCACAAGGUUGACAAUGUGCCUCUUCUGGUGAGUGUGUAUACAGACGCGACUCCACCAACCAUCGAUGAGAUGUUCCUCGUUUUUCAAGACCAUCAUGAAUCAGUCCUCUGCGUCGGGUGUGGCUUUCGAAGCACUAACGCGCAACUGUUCCGGAGAGCUGACGUGGCAAUUUCAGUUGGGGGCCUGCCUGGCGGCCUUAAGGGAUCUCCCACGGCUUGCACAUCCCCUACAGAGUCUCCUGUAGACAUGUCACGCAAGCACGUCCCGGCACCAUGUGAUGCUGCUUUUAAUGAGUCGAUGGUAGGCUUAUUCACUGUCCUUCGUUUAGAGGCAACCGAUAACGGUACAACUGUCUCGCUUGCUGUUCUGACGAAUGUUGUGAAGGAAAGUCGCCGCCUUUUGGGGUGUUUCUACCAAUGUAUUUCACUGGGAACAACAAUUUUAUGCACAUCUGCUCUCUUGCUAAUAUUGCCGCAUUUGCUCCCCUUUCCUGUGGGAUCCACUCGCGGUAGAUGGUCCCUCGCUGACACAUUGUGGGUUCUGUGGAUAGUGCUUCCGCUCCUUGUCCUCCCUCUCCUUGUCACGCCCGCAGACGCGGGCCUUCUGGAGCGCUGUCCGCGGAAAAAUGUCAUUAGACCUUUUGAUCAUAGCAUCUUGAGGACCACUAGGGCUCUUCUUGUGCGCUGUCUGCCUACCGUGGCCCUAUGCAUGUACGCACACGCGCGAUGUCUGGUCUCCUUACUUGUUCAAUUCUCCGACGUGGUCAAUGCUUGUCAUGUAAAGGGAGCACCACAAGCCUCUGUGUCGACAGCAUGGGCUCAAUUUGGGGCUCUUUUAGCUUGUCAAGAGCAGAGCGCUCUAUUUCGAGAGGGGCACACGGAGGUGACAGCCAGCUACGUUGUCGCCCACGACUUACUGCUCCUUGCCUUAGCCUGCUCUUUGUUUGCGCAGUCAUCUACUUUUCUUCACGGGACUGCAUCCCUCCGCGAAGAAUCUCCUUUGCGCAAUAUCGCAUGGAUCAUCGGCGGUACAUGUUUGGUGGCUGGUCAGGCGUGCCAUUUCAUUGUGCGUGGCCUUACGCUGGUGAAAGGAAAGGGUCUUUCAGCCAUCGGCUGGGAUGUAUGGGUUGUGGCACUUAUUUUUGCGCCACUGGCAAGUUUGACAUUGUCUGAAAUCAUCAAGAAAGCCGAUGCCAAAAUUCUGAUCAAGCAUGCUCGCUUCCGGCGUUUAGAGUUCGCGACGCGACUAGGGAUGCAUUCUCCAAAGUAACAUGGCUGGGCACAUCGAAAUCUUCACAUACAUGUACUUUUUGUGUAUAACUUGGAGCCUUUGAAACCCUAAAGGUUGCACAGCAUUUGAGUACAUAACUUCAUAAUUUCUGGUAUGCAUGCAUGUAAUUAUAAGAGGCAGGUCACGCGCAAGCAGAAUUGAAAUGCGGUAUUAUGGAAUUUGCAUACAGUCAUUCCCUUGCCUUGUCUCUCGAGAAUUUUGAGACGUAGCAUGACUAAUCAUGAGUAUACUUUUGCAACAAUUAUGUAUCAAUUUUGGCGCGA